Molecule: messenger RNA, 591 nt
Organism: Euleptes europaea (tarantolino)
Lineage: Eukaryota; Metazoa; Chordata; Lepidosauria; Squamata; Sphaerodactylidae
Product: lithostathine-like
Exons: 6
Coding region: 1-591 (196 amino acids)
Molecular function (GO): signaling receptor activity
Source: RefSeq, a predicted model, not a curated record
AUGUGCAACAAAGUGGUGGACCCCUACACAUUUAUAAGGCAGCAGCUGAUGAUGAGGGAGAACAAGAUGGGACAGGUCGUCUACCUUGGCCUCUGCCUCCUGGGAUGCCUGUUCUUUAACCCCACAGUGGAAGGUGCCCAGAAUGGCACAGCGGGUGAUUCCCGUGCUCGAUGCCCUUCGGGCGUGCUCUACUACAAACAGAGCUGCUACGAGUUUGUGAAUAGCUAUGUCUCCUGGGAAAUUGCAGAGGUCGCAUGUCAGGGACUGAGACCCGGGCCUGAGUCUCACCUUGCUUCUAUUCUUUCUCCAAAUGAGGGGAGAAUAAUUACCUCCUUCCUGAGUAGCAAGGGUGCUAGUGACGUCUGGAUUGGUCUGGAGGCUACACGUACCCGUGGGUACCUGGUCUGGGAAUGGAGUGAUGGAUCCCCCUUCAGUUUGCCUCUCUGGGACGGCCGCACCCUCAGCAGCUCCAUUUCCUCCAGUGAAUGUGUUUCCAUGAUCAACAUCCGGAACACAAAUAGCCAGAAAGCAUUGCAGCGCUCCUGUGCUAACCCCUUGCCAUACCUGUGCAAAUACCGAGCUGACUACUAG